Messenger RNA from Hepatospora eriocheir, 207 nucleotides. NCBI's taxonomy places the organism in Eukaryota, Fungi, Microsporidia, Hepatosporidae. The record is from the annotation of a GenBank genome assembly.
AUGCUAAACCUGAAGGUUUUAAAAGUUUUGAAUUUAGACUAUAAGAGUUAUUUAAUAUUAGAUGUUAUAUUUAGAAUAAUGUUGACGGUAAUUUACUCCUUUAAAAAUUAUUUAAAAUUGUUUUUAAAGGGCAUCAUUGAUAAUAUUUUUUAUUCAAUAAUAUGUUAUGUAUUUAUUAUAGUAAUAACAUAUUUCUUAAUAAAUUAA